CUCGCAGAGGAGUAUUUUGGAUGGCAAACUGAUUCUUCGGGUUUAAAGGUCCCAGGGCGGGGUUAACCUCCAUGAAGGCGGGUUGCUUAGGUGCUGUUGAUGGUCUUGCUGGUGAUCGCAGCUUCUCUUGCGGCGGUAGUACGGACAAUGUUAUCUUAACGCUGGAAUGCCUUCCGCGAUAUUUUGUAUUGAUCUCAGUGUAGUUUCUUUUAUCCCCAACGUGGCAGGUAGUGUUUGCUGGAGCUCUCGGAUUAUUCCUGCCAUUUACAGUAUGUAGAAUACUGCGGAUCCUCAUCUGGAUGAGCAGAGGAGUUGUAGAAGCAGAGAGGAGCAGAGCAUCGGAGGAUAUUGUUUGUCAUACAAACUACAGACAUGCUAUCCGCUUUGAAGAAGCUGGUGGGCUCCGAGCAGGGGCCCAUGCGGGACAGCAAAAUAAUCCCAGCAGGGCUGCAGUCCAUGAACCAGAGCUUGCAACGGAGAUUUGCCAAGGGGGUCCAGUAUAACAUGAAAAUAGUAAUCCGUGGUGAUAGGAAUACAGGAAAGACAACACUGUGGCACCGGCUUCAAGGAAAAAAAUUUGUAGAAGAUUAUAUUCCAACACAGGCAAUCCAAGUCACUAGCAUUCACUGGAAUUACAAAACUACGGACGACGUUGUUAAAGUUGAAGUUUGGGAUAUAGUGGAUAAAGGUAAAACCAAGAAGCGAGGAGAUACUUUAAAAUUAGAAAAUGACCCUCAAGAGGCAGAUACACAGAUGGCAUUAGAUGCAGAGUUUCUUGAUGUCUACAAAAACUGCAAUGGAGUUGUCAUGAUGUUUGACAUUACCAAGCAAUGGACAUUUAACUACAUAGAAAAGGAACUCCCAAAUGUGCCACGGGACAUUCCAGUAUGUGUGCUAGGCAAUUACCGGGAUAUGGGAGAACAUCGGGUCAUAUUGCCUGAUGAUGUGCGGACAUUUAUUGAUCGAUUAAAUAGGCCGCCUGGCUCCUCCUACAUCCUCUAUGCAGAAUCGUCCAUGAAGAACAGUUUUGGUUUAAAGUACUUGCACAAGUUUUUCAACAUCCCUUUCCUACAGUUGCAGAGGGAGACGUUGUUAAGGCAGCUGGAGACCAACCAGUUGGACAUCGAUGCAACGCUGGAGGAGCUUUGUGUGCAGCAAGAGACAGAAGACCAGAACUACGAAAUUUUUCUUGACAUGAUGGAAGCCCGAAGUAGAGGUUGCCCAACUCCACUAAGCAGCAAUGGACAAAGUCCGUCUUCUGGUUCGCAGUCUCCAGUUGUGCCUCCCAACUCAGCUUCAACAGGAAGUUCCAGCCCGGGGGUGCCUCUGCAGCCUGCACAGUCAUGUCCACCUAAUUCUACACCAUCUCCUUCACCAUCCACCUCACCAGCACCAGUACGAGAGCCUCAGGACACAAGCACUCCAUCGCCUUCAUCCGUCACACCAGCACCACCUGUGGCUAAUGCAGCAGCACCUACCACUCAGAGACGCAGUAUUAUCUCGCGCCUUUUUGGGUCCUCUGCAGCUACAGAGAAUUCAAUAUCACAGCCUGAUGCAGUAGCCCCAUCUCCAGUGAAGACACCUAACAACAUACAGUCUCUGGAUGAUUUUGUUCCAGAAGAAAGUCUAGACCGCAGCUUUCUAGAGGACUCAGGUGCUCAAAAAGAGAGAGAAAAAGCAGAACCUCAUGACAGCGAAAGUGAUGCAGAAACAGGGGGAGGUAACCCAAUGGUGGCUGGCUUCCAAGAUGAUCUUGACCCUGAUGAUCAGGUGCUCCUGAAAUCUUCUGUAAAAGAUCGAGUUAUUAGCGCAGAUAUUACCCUGUCAAGUGAUGAGGAGGAAGCAAAAAGGCACAAAGUUUUGGAAGAUGAAGAUAUUCACGUAGAAAAAGCAGCUAAAUGGUCUUCCACAAAUUCAGUAACACCAAAUAAAUCAUCUUCCACUAAGACUGCAGAAUUAAAGGGUACAGUAAAUGUGCCUCCAAUAUUGCCCGAAAAGGUUGAAAAUAAAAAGCCAGCUUUGGGGUCCUACAUCACCUCUGCAUCAGCAUCAGCACCUUCUUCAACCCCAGCUGUUGGGUCCGUUUCUAAUUCAAAGUCUGUUUCUCAAAGUAAGGUGCCUGCCAGCAUCCUGCAGCAAGACUCUUCAUCUGAUGAUGACUUAGAAGGGCCUAUAGCCACACAAAUGCUGUCAUUUGUGAUGGAUGACCCUGACUUUGAAAGUGAAGAUUCUGACAGCCGAAAAAAAACUUUGGAGAUUUCACCGGUUAGAGCUGUCAUUUCUGAUAUCUCAGAUGAGGACAUCAGUCCUCCAAAGGUUCUUGAACCUGUGAAAAGCAGUACUCGAUCCUUCAAACCGAAGAAUGACUCUGAUUUGUUUGGGUUAGGCUUUGUGGAAAAAACAGCCAAAGAAAGCAGUGAAGAAGAUAAAGAAAGCAAAUCGUCAUCUUCAAGAGAAAAAAAGAAAAAGAAGAAAAAGAAGAAGGAGGAGGAAGAGAAAGGAAGCAAAAAGAAGUCGAAACCAAAAAAAAGCAAAGAGAAGGAAAAAGAGGGCGGGGAUGAAGAAGAAAAGAAGAGAAAGAAGCACCACAAGAGCAAGGAAAAAGAGGAUGACGUUGAUGAGUUGGAGGCAUUCUUGAGUGGUAGAGACCCCCCCAAGAAAAAGAGUGGAGCUGCAGUGGGAGAAGAUUAUGAGGAGCUAUAGUAGGCGGAAGUCUGUGUCGGGUCGGGAACCUAACAGCUUUUUGGGCAACUGUGAUUCCAGCACACAAUGCCGUGGCAAGCAGUAAUGUGUACUUGUUCUAAAAUUGCACAAAUGAAGCAUCAUUCUCAUCUGUUUCCUGUUAAAACCAUGACUCCUUUUAAAAAGGUCGUUUUAAAAGGCUCCCUAGUUUUUCAACAGCUGUAAGGGGUUUCUUCCUGUGGCCGUGCACCUUGACACUUCCCCAGCCUCUCAAGAAUUAUUUCUGGUGGAAUCAUUUAUGUGAUAGCUUGGCCUGCUUGUGUUUUAAUUUCUUUCUUCCUUUUUGCAUCCAUAUGCAGUGGGCAUGGCCAGAGCUUUGCCUUGAGCAUGACAUGAACAGCGACUGGGCCAGAGGGGAAGAAAAGCUCACAAAAAAUCUGUUUUUGGGAGUAGGUUGCACUUUGGAGCUCAGGGAUAUGAAAGGGAAUGGUGUUUAUUACAUUUCAAAUUGUUACGCAGUUUGAAACAGUUCCCAAGGCCUCUUUUCAUUUCUGUCUAAAGAGUUAAAGGACAUUCUUUGGUUUUGUGUAGCAAUAUGCAACUCAGAAAUUUUAAAACACAUCCUUCUGGACUUGGCUACGAACACAUCCUUCUGGACUUGGCUACAAACACAUCCUUCUGGACAUGGCUACAUGCUUCUUAUAUUUUUUACUUUCAGCAGAAUGCCUAGUCCCAAGGUAAAUACAUACAGGAUGCAUAUUUACAGUAUCCACGUGCAAAAAAAGAAAAAAAAAAAAAGUUGCACACUAAUGCAUCUUUGUGGUGAGACCACAAUGCAGUUCAUUCCAAAACACUAAUGACCAACAGGAAGAUUGUGCUUGCGUCAUCAUGGAUUUAUUCUCCUGGUUUAUUGGACUAAAAUCAGUUUCUUGACAACUAAAGGCAUGAACUACCUGUGAUAACACUGAAGUCACUUGUGGAAGUUACUGUAAUGUACCACACCUUGUAACUGGUUGAAAUUAUAAAUUUCAACUUGGACUGCUAAUUCUACACGUCUUGCAUGAGAUAUUGAAUGUUGAUUCACAAAUGAAGUUUUGGAGCAGUUUGGUGGCAGAAGAGGGGCAUUUCCUCAUUAUUUAGAAUGAAACUUUAUAUUCAAAUACAUUUCUUCCCGCCUUUGUUUACUGUGGUGAUACUGUAUGCCUGAAAUCCUUCUCUAUACUGUGGGUUUAGGCCAACUACAUUUUUUUGUUUUGCUUUUAUUUUGUUCAUUUGUCAGGAACCUUAAGUGCACCAGAAUAUAUUUGUUAUGUGGAAUAGUCAAAUAGCUCCAAAAAGUCAACAGAGGAAAAAGUGCAGUGCUAUGUUCUCCUUUUCUCCCACUCCUCGUGUACAUUUUUUAUUAGAAA
This is a messenger RNA of Protopterus annectens (West African lungfish), 4091 nucleotides long. It is a transcript of the gene RABL6, whose product is annotated as RAB, member RAS oncogene family like 6. Lineage: Eukaryota; Metazoa; Chordata; Ceratodontiformes; Protopteridae. The record is from RefSeq and is a predicted model, not a curated record. Gene Ontology annotation, molecular function: GTP binding. Bases 373 to 2703 code for a protein of 776 amino acids. The transcript is spliced from 15 exons. Gene Ontology annotation, cellular component: cytosol; nucleus.